This is a messenger RNA of Pseudo-nitzschia multistriata, 1135 nucleotides long. NCBI's taxonomy places the organism in Eukaryota, Bacillariophyta, Bacillariophyceae, Bacillariales, Bacillariaceae. The record is from the annotation of a GenBank genome assembly.
AUAUUUCUGGUAGAUCACCUUCGACCCAUUGACCAAAGAACGCAACAACAGUAUCAUGAAGAUUUUUGCCGCACUAUCAAUGCUACUCGCAUCGGCCUCGGCCUUUGCUCCCAGUGCAACCCAGAAGAGAGGCACCGCAAUGAAUGCCCUUGUCGACGAUGCCUUCGGUGUGAGCAUCGAAACUGGAAAUAAGGUCCCACCUCUUGGUCGCAAAAUCCUUGAAGACGCCGGACCUGAUGGAAUCAAGUGGUUCCAAAACGCCGAAAUUAAGCAUGGCCGAAUUGCUAUGGUAGCCACCAUUGGAUUCUGGGUACAAAAGCUUGGGGUUCACUUUCCGCUAUAUUUGGGACCCUCUGGAUCGAAUGCCUUCAGCCCAGACUCGACCGCCUCCAACUGGCUGCUGUCGUCCACCACUGGCGUUACAUUCCAGGACAUCGCCCAGGCUGCUCCUCUUGAUGCCAUUAACAUGGUUCCUGUUCAGGGUUGGUUUCAGAUCUUUUUGGCCGCUGGAUGGUUUGAAUGCAUCGCUUACAACCGCCAGUGGGCUGAGGGACGAGAAAUUCCCGGUGAUUACGGAUACGAUCCUCUGGGAUUUACCAAGAAGGAAGGAGGUAUUGCCGGUAAAGACUUUGAAAGCCUUCGUAUGAAAGAAAUCAAGAAUGGACGAGUUGCAAUGUGAGUAUCAGGAGUUCGUAUGCCUUGCUUGUGGCAAAAUUUGAUUUUCAACGUUGGCUGUUGUUGGAUGCAUGAAGACGUUUUAAGCUGGUGAAUUCUCUUAUCGUUUUAUCCCUUUCUAUUGUCUGUUCGAUUCGAAAUUAGGAUGACAAUUGCUGCAUGGGUUGCCAAUGAAGCCAUCCCUGGAGCUCUUCCUGUGUGGCAUCCGUAAUUAGCUAGCCUCAGCUGAAGCGAAAGCAAAGAUGUGUCUUGCGGCGAACCACCAGGCGGCCAGAGAAGGAUGUGCAUGUCGAAACCCGUGCUGCCAUAUAGUGCGCGCAUGUGGUACCAUGCAUAUUCUAAGAUUUUCAUAGAUCGAUGAUGAAUAGACAUUAUUGUAAUUGACACUAGUACCAUCUUUUUCUUCAUUAGAUGCAGUAGCACACUCUGAUUCGUUCCGCCAUAAAGCUACGAAGCGUGA